AUGAACAGACAAGAGAAAUAGGAAGUUGAAUAAGGAUUACGUAAUCUUUUAGAGGAAGUAUUGAGAGUUUAUAAUAUAUAAUCAGAUGAUGAUAUUUAGUAAUGAGAAGAUUUCUGGGAUUGAGCACUGUAAUUGUCAAGAUCUAAUACAGAGAAUAAGCAAAUAGUUUAGAUAACUAAAAAACAGCAAUUUAGAAUAUAAAAAGUUGGAAUAAGUAUUGUAAUAAUAAGAAGCAGAUAUUCGAAAUCAUAUAAGUGUAUGAAGAGAUUGUUAAUUUUAGUUAGAGUAGUAGAUGAAGUUAUAUUAAGAUGGACUUUAAUCAAAAUUAGAGGAGUCUAAUUAAGAAGUUAAGAGAUUAUAAUAGGAAAUCUAUAAAUUAAAGAAAUCUAAGUAUGAAUAAAGUAUGAUAGUUGUUAAUCAGAAUCUAAGAAAAAGGAUUAGAGUCAUGAUGGAUCUACUUCUUAUAGAUAAGGUUCUCCAAAAAAAUAAUCCUCCUUCUCAUAACAUGGAGGUUACACUUCUCAUAGAAGUUCAUGUGAUGAACUAUUUAAGAGAUACAAUAAAUUGUUAUAACAAUAGUAGGCUUCUAUAAGUCAACGAUCAAAUAAUAUCUAGAUUAGUUAGUAUAUGAUGAAAGGACGAUAAACUUUAGCAGAAAUUGUUAAUAUUCAACCAAGUAGAAGUCAGACAAAACAUAAUAGUAGUGUGAAUAAAAG
This is a messenger RNA of Paramecium primaurelia, 716 nucleotides long. The record is from the annotation of a GenBank genome assembly. NCBI's taxonomy places the organism in Eukaryota, Ciliophora, Oligohymenophorea, Peniculida, Parameciidae.